Periconia digitata is the source of this 2533-nucleotide messenger RNA. The record is from the annotation of a GenBank genome assembly. NCBI's taxonomy places the organism in Eukaryota, Fungi, Ascomycota, Dothideomycetes, Pleosporales, Periconiaceae.
UCGCUCUGAAGCGGAUGGUGUUGAUUGAUGGAGGUCUUGGCUGUGAGCGUGUAUAUAUAGCACAGUGCAUUAUCGAAGCAUGAGUGCUGAGCCAGUUUUGCUGUGACGCCGUAGAUGAAUCUGCACUGUGUGGGGUCAAGCUUGUCAGACUUCGGCCCGCAGUAGCGAGGUCUGAGCCAAUUUACGACGAACAGCAACCUCGGCAUCGGUUGACAUGUCUACGCUGAAGAGCUCGCAGACUUCAGUAAAAGCCCUCCAGUUGCUUUCAGGGUAACCUAAGAACAGCUGUGACUUUUACACCUCGCCAAGGGACUCACACGUUCAACAUUGUCGAUAAUACUGUAUGGCGAGUUGAGUCGAAUGAACGAAAGAAUCGCAUCCUCUGUUAGUGUUAUCGGUCCUGGAAGGGUCGGGUUCUCUUAAGCAUUCGCUCUUGAUUCUCCCACUUCAUCAUCUGUAUUGCCUUUAUGGCGGCUAUCUAGUCUUUUCUUUCUAUACAUUCGACAUCUAAACAGCCUGGAUAGACAAAAGAUACAGGCCAGAACUGUAGGCACUGUGGGAUUUCACCUAAUAUCUUAGGAAAUCUCCGGGGCAGUGACUCCUUCACGACCUAGAAAUUCAACAGGUCGAUAUCUGAUUGUCGCAAUGGGUGAUGAUGUAUGAGACACCAUGUUACAACUCGCAAUUAUCAACAUAUCAGAUGAAUAGAUGUAUCGCCACAUUCGAGCCGCUAAUUCAGAUAAAAUCCUUAGCGGUAGAUACCGGACGAGUUUCCUUCUUACGCGCGCAUCCAGAAACAGUGAAGCUUCGGUGCCUUCCGCACAAUCCCACACAUCAAGAAUCGUCCUCAGCAGCGCGUUGGUGAGGAAGAGGAGUGGGAAAACUCAGAGAACUUUUGCAAGGGCGGCUCGCACGGACGCUUAGUCAGCCCGCUAAUCGCUAGGCGGGCGUUAGGUUCUUCCGCUCAACUUCAUCUUCCUCUUUUCGACCUGCCAUGGACACUCUCGACAAAACGGAGUGGGACGUCCUCAUAGUAGGUACAGGCCUACAGCAGUCUCUGCUCGCCUUAGCCUUGUCGCGCUCCGAUAAGAAAAUCCUUCACAUCGAUGAGAACGACUACUAUGGCGGCGCCGAGGCUGCAUUCAGCCUACAAGAGGCCGAGAACUGGGUAGCAAAGGUCAGAGCAGGUGAUUCUGCUGCUUUCUCGCUUGCUACUUUCCAGAGGCCGGCGCCUGCCUCGGCUACAGCGUCUUUGUCGCCGUCGAGAGCGUAUAGUUUGGCACUCAGUCCUCAAAUCAUAUAUGCUCGCUCCGCUCUGAUCAAAUACCUCAUCUCAUCGAGGGUGUAUCGGCAGUUAGAGUUUAUGGCCGUUGGUAGUUGGUGGGUAUACACUUCGGAAACGGAUCAUGACGCAUCUACAACAUCUUUCGGAGAGCCCACGCAAACCGGAAAGCUUCUCAAGGUGCCGAAUGGCCGCGAAGACGUCUUUCAAGACCACGAUCUUGAUUUCAAGGCCAAGCGUGCGCUGAUGAAAUUCCUUCGCUUCAUCGUCGAGUACGAAGAGCAGACUGAGACAUGGGAAGCCUAUCGAGCGAAGCCUUUCGCUGUGUUUCUGUCCGAGCAGUUCAAGAUUACGUCUCGCUUGCAGGCACCUUUCCUCGCGCUUUCGCUUUCGAGCUCAAGUCCGAGUUCCACGGCCACAGAAUACGCGCUUCCGCGAGUAGCAAGACAUUUGCGUUCUAUUGGGGCGCUCGGCGCUGGAUUUGGCGCAAUCAUCCCCAAGUGGGGUGGUUUGUCGGAAGUCAGCCAGGUUGGAUGUCGCGCUUCUGCCGUUGGCGGUGCUGUGUAUGUUCUCGGCAAAAGCCUUGGAGAUAAUGCAAGCACGUCAUCUGAGUCCACUGGGAACAGUGAUUCAAUCAGCAUCCGCUUAAAGGAUGGCGAAGUGGUCACCACUCGCUGGGUGGUCGGCGAAAGCUCGAAAGAGCAAGGUGAUGAGCUUCUUUGCAGGUCAAUUGCUGUUGCAUCCUCUCCGCUCGCCUCACUAUUCCCACCUAUCGCCGAUGAGGCUCCGCCUCCCGCAACAGCUGUUGUUUUCUUCCCAUCUGGCUCGCUGUCUAUGGCUCAGCCAGAAGACAGCGUCGAAGAAUUGCCUCCUGUUUACAUACAUGUCCACUCCAGUGACACUGGGGAAUGCCCUCGCGGUCAGAGUGUACUCUACGGAUCUACUGCAUUGUCUGGUGAACCGGGCCUGCAACUUCUGCGCCUCGCAACAGACACGCUCUUGUCGAGUGUAACUGACACAGAUGCAUCGUUGUUGUACUAUGUCCACUACCAACAAAAUGCGAGUUCAGACUCGUCGCUGUUGCCGAAGCUCGAUGACCAUGUCUUGAAUUUCGCUCCCCCGCCUCUUGACCAGGCUUUUGAGGACUCCAUCCUGGAUCGAGUCAAGAAUGUCUGGCAGCAGAUAUCGGAUGAUGAUCCCGAUUCUUUCUUGGUUUUUGCCGACAGGGAAGUAUAUGACGAUGAUGAGUAA